Messenger RNA from Pararge aegeria (speckled wood butterfly), 5911 nucleotides. RefSeq names its product beta-1-syntrophin-like (gene Syn1). Gene Ontology annotation, molecular function: protein binding; structural molecule activity. The transcript is spliced from 7 exons. Bases 205 to 1755 code for a protein of 516 amino acids. NCBI's taxonomy places the organism in Eukaryota, Metazoa, Arthropoda, Insecta, Lepidoptera, Nymphalidae. Gene Ontology annotation, cellular component: dystrophin-associated glycoprotein complex; intracellular anatomical structure. The record is from RefSeq and is a predicted model, not a curated record.
AAAUGUGAAUUGUAUUGUGAUUGUAUUUAUUUGGUGUCAAUGCGUUAAUAAUGAUAUAAUAAGAAUUCAUUUUAUAAAAGGAAAUAUGUAAAAGAAUAUAAGGUCAAAACAAGUUUGUGAAUGGUGUCUUUCGCGUUUCAUUUCUGACCUUCGCAUUUUGGCUCAUACUAUAUUUACGGGUUUUAACAGAAUUUAUUGGGAAUUAUGGUGGAAAACGGUGCAUCUAGUGGUGGCAGCGAAAGCCCCAACGCCACAGGCGUUAGGUCUGGCCUAUUAGAAACACUUGUCCGCGGCGUUUGGUAUAGAGUUCAUUGUUCAUUAGAUGACGACUAUUUGAGCGUGUGCCUGGAUGAUGGCUACGAUGCUACCACGACCCUGAACGGUACCUUAAACAACAAUAAUGUAGAAACACCGAACAGCGACUUCACAGAAGUCCCCGAAGCUAUAGCUAACCAGAAGCGCUUAGUACAAGUCGUCAAAUCUGAUAAUAAUGGCUUGGGUAUAUCAAUAAAGGGUGGUAUCGAGAACAACAUGCCCAUAUUAAUAUCGAAAAUAUUCAAGGGCAUGGCUGCUGAUCUCACAGAACAGCUGUAUGUCGGUGAUGCUAUACUUUCUGUAAAUGGAGAGGAUUUGAAAGAUGCCACACACGAAGAGGCAGUUAAAGCGCUAAAGAGAGCAGGGAAAAUGGUGCAGUUGGAAGUUAAAUACCUACGGGAAGUCACUCCAUACUUUCGGAAAGCGUCCAUCAUAAGUGAAGUGGGAUGGGAGCUGCAGCGUGGGUACAUGGUGGAGGCACCACCGUCGCCGCCAUCGCCGCGCCGACGCCGAGCCGACACCAGAUAUGUACCACUCCUCAUGGCAUGUGUCGCCAAAAAUCUACGACACCAUGACCCGGAGGAGCGCACAAUAGAGAUCUACUCCCCGGAUGGGGUGCACGCGUUGGCAUUGCGUGCACCGUGUAGCACGUCGGCGGCGGGUUGGCAUCGCGCGUUGCACGCAGCGGCGCGACGGGCGGCGCGUGCGGCCUUGGCGCGCGCUCGGCCAAGACUUCGUCCACUCAUAGGCGAUGUUCGAUACGCUGGCUGGCUCGCGAGACGCCCACCGCAGGAUCAGAUGGUCGCUUCUGGAGGUUCAGAUAGUUCGGACGAUGCGGAAGGUUGGCAGCCAACUUUCGUAGCUAUUACAGAUCGCGAAUUAAGGCUGUACGAGGCUGCACCGUGGUCCGCGGAGGCGUGGUGCGCGCCCACGGAGAGCUUCAGUCUGGCGGCCACGCGGCUGGCGUGGUGGCGGCGUGGCAGCGAGGGCGCGGCGGCGCUGGGCGUGCGUGCGGGCACGCCGGCCGGCCUGUGCGUGCGCGCGCUGCGGGCUGACACCCCGCACGACCUGGCGGCCGUGGCCGGAGCCCUGGUGGACGGCGCGCACCACGCGGUGCGAGCGCAGCCCGAGUACACUUUCCGGUGCCGAUACCGCGGCGCGUGCGCACGGCUAUCACUUGGUGCGGGUGGUGUGUGCGUAUGGGAGGCGGCGGGAUCGCUGGGUCGAGGAGGGGCACGCGCGUUGUACCGCCGACCUCUGCACGCGUUGCGCGCAUCCGCAGACGACGACCGUGCGGCGCUGUGGCUGCACUUCGCCGACGACGACACCCUUGAAUUAGACAUGGAAGGCAGCCCGAAGCCAGCGGUAUUCAUCCUGCAUAAUCUGCUAUCGGCUCGCGUUCACUCUUUGCCGGGAGAAACGGCGACCCAUCCGCUAUAACCCGACUUGGACGCUUCACCCGAAGCAAAGUCUCUCGCCAACAUCCUAGCAUUCCAAGUAACUAUCAACAAUAACUAAUAUGUACGAAUAUGUUAUAAAUUAUUGAUUAAUCUAUUAUCAUUAUAAGAUGAUUUCCUAACCCCCCAAUGAAAGCUCUUUUAUAAUAAAUGUGCAAAAUUUUGACCGAACAUAUUUUCAAGCCUUUUAGUUUUUGGGUAUCAAACCAACGCCAAUGUAAAAUAGAUCUUUGUACAUUCUAUUCUACUGAUUUAUAUUAGUUACGUUCGCUAGGAAGGCUAACUGUAGAGUUUUGACGCGAUUAAGCUUUUAAACAAAGUAAGUGAGGUCAAUUUAAUUUGGCGCUGCAGUUUAGAUACUCAAAAACGUAUUAAUUUCGAUAUUUUCAUCGGUAAUUUUCUAGCAAGUGAGAAAAUGGAGACAACUCUGAGCUGAUAAUGGCGGUAUAGGGAAGUGCAAUAUUUGUACGUACAGAAGUCGUUCGUUUUCUCUAGUCUCUGGUAUAUUAUGCUUGUCGAUGGUGUUAUAUGUAGGUUGUUGAUUUUGAUUGGAUUCUAUAACGUUUGAAACUGAAAGAUUUAUAUGUAAAGACAAGUUAAUGGUUUGUGAACACCAAAAGAAAAGAAUAUAAUAUAAUGUUAGGCUUUUUGCAUGGCUUUGAAUUUCUAAUCGUUUUUAACAGCUUAAAUAUUGUAUUAUGUAAAAAUAUUUUUACGUAGACCCACUAUAAAAAAUGAAAAUCUUAUAUCGGCUUAAAUUAGUGAAAUUCGUGUGCAUAAAUUCCGCUAAAGUGGAAUAAAGUACUAGGAAGACAUACCGUAAUAACAUUUCGAAAAUUCUUGGUCAGGACAUUGCACUUGUUUAAGAGAGCUUUAAAUGAAAGUCAAUUUUAUUAGUCAACGAUAAUAAAACGAAAAUGUUGAUUUUGUAAGUUUGAACUUUAUUUUAACAAUAAAACUAUCGUGAAUGAUGCUCAUAAUUAUAAUGAAUUUAUGUAGGUUUUAUAACUUGCUAUAUUGGAGGUGUAUGCCCAACUAGAUUCCAACCGGCCUUAAACAUAAUUUCGUUAAAUUUUCCUCGCGACGGUUUUGGAUUUUAAGCAUUAGAUGCUCAAGCGCUGAUUAUUUAGACAAAGAUGGAGAGGUUUUAAGGAGCCAAGUCAGCCAUUUCGCGCAGUUUGCUUUGGACUGCUUCGCGUGAACGUCUAGUGCGGUAUACACGAACCUAAUAGUGAGUAAAGCCUUAUAUAUUCGUAAUGGCACCAACUUUACGAUAAAAUGCGGUUUGUUUAUGCGGAAAUAAAUUGUUGUUUAUUGUAUUUUUCAUGAACUAAGUCUCUUUGGGUGAUUUUACAGUAAUCUAUGUAUCUAAAUGAUAAUGCAAAUACGAAGGUAUGUUUCAUGGUUUCUUCUAUUUUAAAGCAGCAACGGAUCGAUGCGAUUUUUUGCAAAGAAAUAGUAUAAGUCGGUCAUGCUUUAAAUAAUUUCGGCAACCUUUUCGUAUAAUAAUGAUUAAGUAAGGACCUUGUUUAUGAAAAAUCCAAUCAACAGCCAUUGUCUUUACUCUGCUCUUUAUUUUUGGCGAAAACAAUUAUGUUAUUAUUGUCCGUUUUUUAUUAUUACCAUCACAGAUUUUUUGUAAAUAGGAAGAUGCAAAUUAGAAAAUGUUGUAUUUCAUCCGGCCGAUAAAAAAGAGAGGUUUUAGAUUGUGUAAAGGUUGAAAAUAUAAUCUUUACUCUAAAUAAGGUGAACUUUUAAUGUGACCUUGAGCAUCCAUCUAAACUAGUUAUGUCUUCACGAAGGCUAUUAAAUUAUUACAUUUUCUCAGGAAACUUUUCGGUUCAUAAGGGUGGUUGUUACCUUGAUGAUAAAUAGCCUAUAAUCUUGCCCAAGAAUUGAGCUAUCAAAUGUAAAUAAAGAAUUUUCAAAUCCGACUGUUAGUUCCAGAUACAUACUUUUAUAGCUCUAUCAUUAAUUUAGGUGUGACAUCUAUAAUCUCUAUUAGUUUUAGUUUUUCAACCGAUCGACGUACACUACUGGACAUGAGUUUUUUGUAGGAACAAGGGAGUUCUAUAGUCUACAGUUUCGGGCCGUUUGUCGUCGUAUGUCGUCUGUGGUUUCUUGACUAUUUGUAAAAAUCGCGUGAAAAAAAAAUCCGUCUCACAUACUUGACCAUGCUACUUGAUUGGCAAGAAGAUGAAAUACAAUAGCUUCUAAUUUCUGCAUAUUAAAGAAACGUUAGCAAUCAAUACCUCAUAGGUAAGCUUUAUUUUUAUAUGUUGUUAAUUUCUUAAGGAAUGCGACAACACGGAACGGAAAUGAUUCCCGACGAUACGGAAAUGGUUUUUUUUUUUCUGUGAGCUUGCAUUGUGAAUGAUAAAUAAGCAUUAUUGUAAAUGGACUUCAAUUCAUUCCAAAGCUAAGGGUGCGUUCUACUGAAGCGUUGAUUAGCUGAGCGCGCGACGACUUAAUUAUCUCUCCCGUUCCUCGUAUAUUCCUAUAGGGAUGACAUAAUGGGGAGACAUAACUUUCUCGUGGUGCACAUGCUACCCUCGCUGGUCUGAUCUGAUACUGGUGACCUAUUUGUAGUAAUACAUAAAGCAUUCUGUUCAAAAUUUUUGUGCCAUUUGUGGACCACUUGUUGCCCACGCGUAUAACCAACUUCAUACAAAACUAUGCCACAUUACAUAAAUCUUAUAUUUCAUUGAUUUCUGUUGUCUAUGAGUCGAUAUGUGCUAUGGUCACUAGUAUCGAAAAUAGCGAAAAAUAGCUCCAGAGGAAAAUGAUAUUUAUUCGUUAGUUUUAAAGUUUAAAUUGGCCCACAUUAGAAAUGUGUCAGUCAGUGAUCUCGGCAGAACUUUUGUGGCAAGAGUUUUGAUACUACAAAAUUGUGAAAAUAAUUUGCUGUUGGCUUAACUAUACGGUACAAUAUUAUAGUAUGCUCUCUAGCAGUUUAAACAGGAUGUUUUUUCUCGCGGGCCUCAAACGCACCCUUAGGAUACUAGGAUAAUAUUAAAGGGUGGGUUUUUUUUUUGUUUUAUUUGCUACCUAAGGGGGUAACCUGGACUCUUCCAAAGAACGAAUCUCAAAUUUUUAUUUAAUUCUAAGACAGUAAGGAGUUGUAUAAUAUGUUAUCGAUUAUAAUAUAUUUUUUAUAAUUUAUUUGUUGUAUAUAAAUGUAGUUGUAGUGUUUAUAAUCGAGAAUACAUUCCCAGAAUGUAGUAUAGAUUUGCUUUAAUAAGUGUAGGUAUGUUUAAUCUCAAGUAUUGUUAAGGUUUGAAUAGCUAAAAUUAUGCUGAAUGUAUCAUUAAGGUGGUUGCAUACGUAACUGCAAGCUUGACAUUCCUGCUUGAACAAUAGUUUUGCGCAAGCUUGCAUAAACUAACAGUUUAUGCUUAAGCCGUCAUUUAAUAUAUAUGCACUAAUUUUAAUUUAUAAUAUAAAAGAUUAAAAGUAAAAAGUCGACAAAUUUUUCAGGUCAAAUGUGGCUAUCAAGCAGAAUUACGUAUAAUCUUUUAAGAUACACUACAAAGGCUAAUGAUGCAAUUUCAUCACACACAAAAUAACUAAAUGAGUGUUCGCUCGUGCUAGCCCUGCAGUUGCACGUGCAACCACCUUAACGUGUUGUUUAACAAAUGUGCGAGACGCAUGAGAGGUCCUUUUUAUAUGGGCUAUUGUAUUGAUAAUAACUCUCGUAUUGAUGUUUGUAAGUAUUACAUACUCAUAUAGAAAAAUUAAGGUUCAUUUUAAACAUAUCGGCGUUAAUAUUUUCCUGGCUACCGGAACCGUGGAACCUGUCAGGGACGUCUUGACAUUAAGGUUUUUAUCUCUUAACUUAACUAACUUAAAAUUAACUUUAUUGCACAACCAAACAAACACGGCUACAAAAGGCGGACCUAAUGCUAAAGCAUUUUCUACCAGCCAGGUUAUGUUUUUAAACGUCAUGAAUAUCAGCGUCAGAAAUUUUUAUUUUUGGCAAUUGUUUGUGCACAGUGUUUUGCUGCCGAUUUAGUUACAAAAAACCAUAAUACACAGCCUCUGUAUAAAAUCGUUAAUUUUGUAUUUAAAUUGGUCAACCCAAUGUUUGGAUGUUUGGACAACCCUCGUAGGCUUCUGCUUAUACGCUAACGAGCACGUAC